AUGGGCUCCAUUGGCAACGUUGACGCCUUCUUCGCAAAGGCUGACAAGUAUCUCAUGAGCACUGGAGUGCCAUACUCUCCUCUCGUUAUCACCAGGGCGAACGGCACUCGGCUUUACACCCAAGAUGGCCGGUCAAUCCUCGACUUCACAUCCGGCCAAAUGAGCUCGCUCCUCGGCCACUCACACCCGGAGAUCGUCGAGGUCGUGAAGCACCAUGUCGCCGAGCUCGAUCACCUCCUCAGCAACAUGAUCACCUACCCUGUGGUCGACCUCGCUGAACGACUGGCACGCUUCCUCCCCGCUCCUCUAGAGAAGUCCUUCUUCCUCAACACCGGAUCCGAAUCCACCGAAGCCGCCAUCAAGAUGGCCAAAGUCUACACCGGCAAAUUCGAAGUCAUCGCCUUCGCCGCCAGCUACCACGGCCUCACUCAGGGCGCCGGCUCCGCCACAUACUCCGCCGGUCGUCGAAGAGGCGGUCCCGUCAUGCCUGGAGCCCUUGCUUUCCCCGCUCCCUACGGGUACCGCUCACCCUUCAAGAAGGCUGAUGGUUCCUACGACUGGGAGGCCGAGAUGGAUUUUGGUUGGUCCAUGAUCGACCGCCAGAGCGUCGGUUCAAUCGCCGCAUUCAUCAUGGAGCCGAUUCUCUCCACCGGCGGGAUCCUCGACCCGCCAAAGGGCUACUUCAAGCGCAUGGUUGAAGAGUGCCGCAAGCGCGACAUCCUCGUUAUCAUGGACGAGGCCCAAACCGGCGUCGGCCGAACAGGCCAGAUGUUCGCCUUUGAGUACGACGAGAUCGUCCCCGACAUUCUCGCUCUCUCUAAAACGCUUGGCUGCGGUCUUCCCCUCGCGUCUGUCAGCACAACCGCCGAGAUCGAAAAGGGCUGCAAGGAAGCCGGCUUCCUCUGGCUCACCACUCACCUCAACGACCCUCUCACCGCCGCCGUCGGCAACAAGGUCCUCGAGAUUGUGGAGCGCGAGAACGUCUGCCAGCGCGCUGCCGAGCGCGGCGCCCAGCUCCAUGCGGGUCUCGUCAGACUGCAGAAGAAGUACUGGUGCAUUGGCGACAUCCGUGGACGUGGUCUGCUGAGGGGUCUAGAGGUUAUCUCGGACCCUGAAACCCGUGCUCCUGGUCCUGAGCUCGGCCAGGCCGUCUCGGACCAGGCCAUGGCGCGUGGUCUCUCUUGCAACAUCGUCAGCCUGCCCGGUAUGGGCGGCGUUUUCCGUCUUGCCCCGCCGGUUACUGUUACUCCGGAGGAGAUUGAGGAGGGUCUGGCGAUUCUGGACGAGGCGUUUGGGUAUGUGUUGAAGACGCGGUCUGCUUAG
Messenger RNA from Aspergillus mulundensis, 1323 nucleotides. RefSeq names its product aspartate aminotransferase family protein. Lineage: Eukaryota; Fungi; Ascomycota; Eurotiomycetes; Eurotiales; Aspergillaceae. The record is from RefSeq and is a predicted model, not a curated record. The transcript has a single exon. The coding region runs from base 1 to 1323 and encodes 440 amino acids. Gene Ontology annotation, cellular component: mitochondrion. Gene Ontology annotation, molecular function: transaminase activity; pyridoxal phosphate binding.